Molecule: messenger RNA, 2041 nt
Organism: Panicum hallii
Lineage: Eukaryota; Viridiplantae; Streptophyta; Magnoliopsida; Poales; Poaceae
Product: amino acid transporter AVT1C-like
Exons: 12
Coding region: 57-1763 (568 amino acids)
Cellular component (GO): plasma membrane
Source: RefSeq, a predicted model, not a curated record
CUAGGAAGAAAGGAGUUGGGCAAAUAGGAAGCGAGGAGAGAGAGAGCGGGCGGGAGAUGAGGAGCCCGGUGUCGGUACGCAGCCUCAUCAUCGAGAGCUCCGACGAUGAGGACACCCACUCCGCCGCCGCCGUGGCCACCAUCGAGAAGAGACACGUCCAUGAUGAGGAGGAGCAGGGUGCUGGCUCGGACUCCGACUCCUCGUCGUCCUCGUCCUGCGCCACCCCACGCCGCGGCCUCUGUUCCCCCUCCUCCCGCUACACCCAGCAAUGGCCGCAGAGUUACAGGCAAUCAAUUGACAUUCUUAGUAGCGUGCAGUCACCCAAUCUCAGUUUUUUAGGCACUCCAACUCUGAGCAGAUUGUCCAACUCUUUCCUUGCUGUCACCGAUUCCUUUCGGAGCAAAACCCCUGAAAUAGUCUCUAACUUUGUCAAGCCACUUCUGAGCCCCACUACAAGUGAUGAGCAGCAGCAACACGAAGAUACCCGAAAGAGUUCCCAGUACCUUCUGCCCUCAAGAAAGCCAUCUUUGCAACAAAUCCCCGAAGAUCAGAAGCCAUUGGUAGCUGGUCAUGAAGUGUCUCCUUAUCGAAACUGCUCUUACACCCAGGGAGUGAUGAAUGGAAUAAAUGUUCUAUGUGGCGUGGGAAUCCUAUCAACACCUUAUGCCAUUAAACAAGGGGGUUGGAUUGGACUUGGGAUACUCAGUAUAUUCGCUUUGCUUGCAUGGUACACUGGCGUGCUCCUGCGCCAUUGCCUGGACAGCAAGGAGGGCCUUGAGACAUACCCAGAUAUUGGCCAUGCCGCCUUUGGCAACACCGGUCGCAUAUUUAUCUCGAUAAUCCUGUAUGUGGAAUUGUAUGCCUGUUGCAUCGAGUAUUUGAUAUUGGAGAGCGACAAUUUGUCAAAAUUGUUCCCCACUGCUCAUCUGACCAUUGGGAGCUUGACACUGAACUCUCAUGUAUUUUUUGCAAUCUUGACUACCAUCAUAGUAAUGCCAACCACCUGGCUCCGUGACCUGAGCUGUCUGAGCUAUAUUUCAGCUGGAGGUGUCAUUGCAUCAAUCCUUGUGGUCAUCUGCCUGUCCUGGGUGGGGGUUGUUGAUGAUGUUGGCUUUGAGAACAAAGGGAUUGUGCUGAACCUCCCAGGAAUUCCUAUUGCACUUGGAUUGUAUGGUUACUGCUACUCAGGGCAUGGGGUGUUUCCAAACAUCUAUUCAUCUCUGAAGAAUCGCAAUCAGUUCCCUUCAAUUCUUUUUACUUGCAUUGGGCUGUCUACGUUUUUAUAUGCUGUUGCUGCUGUGAUGGGAUACAAAAUGUUUGGAGAAGCCACAGAGUCUCAGUUCACGCUUAACUUACCAGACAACUUAGUGGUUUCAAAGGUUGCUGUUUGGACAACGGUGGCAAAUCCAAUAACAAAAUAUGCAUUAACGAUAAUCCCGCUGGCUAUGAGUUUGGAAGAGCUGCUGCCACCAAAUCAACAGAAGUACUCGAACAUUAUCAUGCUUAGAUCAGCCUUGGUGGUGUCAACCCUCCUGAUUGCUUUAUCUGUGCCUUUCUUUGGGCUUGUGAUGGCCUUGGUGGGUUCCUUAUUCGCCAUGCUUGUGACCUAUAUUUUGCCUUGCGCGUGUUAUUUGGCAAUCCUCAAGACAAAAGUGGGGUGGCAUCAGAUAGCAGCUUGCUCGUUCAUCAUCGUUGUCGGUGUUUGCUGCGCCUGCGUGGGGACAUACUCAUCCCUGUCCGGGAUAAUCCAGAACUACACAUAAGUACAGUUCCUGUGAUCCUUUAUAUACACAUUCCCAGCAGUUCUGUGUGCUAUAUGAGCCACACAUAUACAAGGCGGAAAGUUUCGCAGCAACUGAGUCGUGUAUAUUAAAAUUGUGGCAUGUUGUACAUUGUGGGUCAACAGUAUAUAUGUAGUAUGGCCUUGAGGUUGUAUCAUGCGAAAGUAACAGUAUUCCUUAUGGCGCAGAGAAAAAACAAGUUUGAUUUGUAUUGUAGUUUUUAUCAUUUGAUUCUAUCAAUAUAUAUGUUCUUCUCGCUA